Messenger RNA from Phytomonas sp. EM1, 714 nucleotides. NCBI's taxonomy places the organism in Eukaryota, Euglenozoa, Kinetoplastea, Trypanosomatida, Trypanosomatidae. The record is from the annotation of a GenBank genome assembly.
AUGCGUGGAACGGCAUGGAUGUUGCGCGGACCUUUUGUUGCCACCCCGAAACGUUUCGGUGGUGGGGGUUACAAGUUCUUUGAGGAUAUGUACCCUAAGCAUGCGCCAGGUCCGCGAUUUGCUUAUUACGAGGAUCAAGAGAAGAGUUGCGUGGUGAGUAGUUUGGAACCCAAAAAGCAGCUCACGGAGUCCGAGAAACUCCAUCAUCUUAAUAACUGGAAGAAGACGAAUGAAGGAUUAGAGCUUCCGCCGGAGUACGGCUGGCAUGAGGACUGGGGGCCGGAGCCUGGGGAAGAAGGCCAUAACAGUUACUACAAAAAGAAUCGAAUGUACAUGUCGUACGAGGAAAAAUCUAAGUAUGAUCUACGCCUUGGCGUACCACUCGAGAAGAACGCUAUGCGGCAGCAAGAAUUGCCCUACCAAAAACGAUUGAAGGGAGCUUACCGCAAUCUCGAGGAGCGUGGUGGAAAGCAGUAUGUGAGCAUGCGGCAGCGCAACUAUUGGGCAAAAUAUAGCUAUGAAGAUCAGCGCGAUACGAUCGCCAAGGCUAAGGAUGACUUCUUCAAAGAGUGGCUUGACAAACCCGACGUUACGCCGCAGAAUGUGUGCAAAAAAAUUAGCGAGUACAACGGUACGAACAAAAAUCAGAACAUCAAGUCCGUGCAGCGCCGCCCCGAAUGGGAGUUGGCGCCAAUUGUCGAUGAGGAUGACUAA